AUGAGUACCAAUCACAAUAACUUCCUUUCUCCCAACAAUGUGUCCACUCCACAAAAGUUUUGCUACUUUUUCGGAAUGGAUCCCAUCACCAAACAAAACCUCACCGAAGGAAAUCGAAAUAUGAAAGAUCUGUUGGGAGGAAAGGGUGCUGGUCUCGCUGAAAUGGUCAAUUUGGGUGUACCUGUUCCACCUGGUUUUACCAUUUGCACGGAGGCCAAUGUGUUGUUUAACAAACACAACAAUUAUGCUUCCAAUAUUGAUUUGGAUGAUGAAGACGAGAUGGCACAGAGAAAUCUCUCUUCAAGAAAUCAAUUACCUGAACAAAUUGUUUCCGAAGUGAAUGAAUAUUUGGCAAGAUUGGAAAAGGUGACCAACAAGAAAUUUGGAUCUUUGCAAAACGAGAAUGAAAAGAUCUUGUUGGUUUCUGUCAGAAGUGGUGCUGCUGUCUCCAUGCCAGGAAUGAUGGACACAAUUUUGAAUUUGGGUCUUUGUGAUGACAAUUUGCCAAUCAUGAUUAAAAAUUUCGGUGGCAAUGAGAGAUUUGUUUGGGACUCGUACCGUAACUUGAUUCAAAUCUACGGUGAUGUUGUAAUGGGAGUCAAGUAUGAACAUUUCGAAGAAAAUGUGAAAAGACAAAAACAAAAGAGAGGCAUUACUCUUGACAUUGAUUUGACUUUGGAAGAAAUUAAGGAAAUUGUGGAAGAUCACAAGAAGACCAUUUUCGAGAAAACAGACGAGUGCUUCCCUCAAGACACUAAGCAACAAUUAUUCAAGGCCAUUAUUGCAGUCUUCAAAUCAUGGACCAAUGCAAGAGCGGUUCACUACCGAAGAAUUCACAACAUUCGAAAUUUGAAAGGAACUGCUGUCAAUAUUCAAUCAAUGGUUUUCGGUAACAUUAACCAACAUUCAGGAACUGGUGUAUGCUUUAGUAGAAAUCCAGCCACUGGCGAGAACAAAUUCUACGGAGAAUAUUUGAGACAAGCACAAGGAGAGGAUGUAGUGAGUGGUGUCAGAACACCUGAAAAGAUUGAAGAGUUGGCAAAUUCUUUCCCCGAGUGUUAUAAACAACUCUUGGACAUUAGCAACAAACUAGAGAGACACUUUAAAGACAUUCAAGAUAUGGAAUUUACCAUUGAAGAGGGUGUCUUGUACAUGCUCCAAUGUCGAAACGGAAAGAAGGCCGUGAAAGCAGCUCUCAAAAUUUACUGUGACAUGCUCGAUGAAGGUCUCAUCAAUGAGAAGGAAGUCAUCCUCAAGUUGGAGGCUUCCCAAUUGGAUCAACUUCUUCAUCGUUAUCUCUCUGAGAAGGAGAUUGCCAAACACGAACCAUUGGCAUGUGGUUUAGCUGCAUCACCAGGAUGUGCUGUGGGAAGAAUCGCUUUCACCUCAGAAGCUGCCAUUGAGAUGGCAAAAGAGAGAAAAACAAAGGGACCUGUGGUUUUGGUUCGUACCGACACCUCUCCCGAAGAUUUGGCAGGUAUGCAAAUUUCACAAGGAUUUUUCACAACCAAUGGAGGAAUUACAAGCCAUGCCGCCGUUGUGGCUCGUCAAAAUGGUAAAUGUUGUGUGAGUGGUUGCUCAGCACUCAUUGUCAAUGAGCAUGAAAAGACAUGCACCAUUAAUGGUGUUGAAUUUAAGGAAGGUGACAUUAUAACCAUUGAUGGAUCCACUGGAUUGAUCUUUGCAGGUGCAUUGGAGACUUCUGAACCUUCGUUGAGUGGUGACUUUGCUCGAGUGAUGGAGAUUGAAAAGCGUUAUCGUACCAUGGGAGUGUACGCCAAUGCCGAUACAGUCGGCGAUGCCACAAAAGCCAUUGAAUUUGGUGCUGAAGGUAUUGGUUUGUGCCGAACCGAACACAUGUUCUUUGAAAAGACAAGAAUUCUCGAUAUGAGAAGAAUGAUUGUUGCCACCAAUGAGAAACAACGAGCAGAAGCACUUCAAAAACUCAAAGAAUAUCAACGCACUGAUUUUAAGGGACUCUUUGAUGUGAUGGGAGAUCGAAAGGUCACCAUUCGUUUGUUGGAUCCACCUCUCCAUGAAUUCUUACCUCAUGAAGAACAUGAAGUUGAAGAGCUCGCCAAAAAGCUCGGUGAAGACAAGAGCGUGGUUAUGAGAAAGAUUGAAGAACUCUCUGAAAAGAAUCCCAUGCUUGGUCACAGAGGUUGUCGUUUGGGUAUUACUCUUCCAAAAAUUACUCAAAUGCAAGCAGAGGCUAUUUUCGAAGCAGCUCUCACCUCUCAAUCACCAUGUGUUCAUGUGGAAAUUAUGAUUCCACUCAUCUCCUCUAUUCAAGAAUUGAAACAUCAAAAAGAGAUUAUCGAAAAAGUUGCUUCCAAAGUAUUGACACACGCAGGACACGAAAAGGUCAAAUUCCGAGUGGGCUGCAUGAUUGAAACGCCUCGGGCAGCAUUGCUAGCCGAUGAAAUUGCAACAGUUUCUGACUUUUUCAGUGUUGGAUCCAAUGAUUUAACACAAAUGACUUUUGGAUUCAGUCGAGAUGAUGCCGAGAAAUUCCUUAAAGAUUACAUCGAUAUGGAAUUGUCACAAACAGAUCCAUUCCAAAUUCUAGAUCAAGAUGGAGUUGGAAAAUUGAUUCGAAUGGCAGUUGAAAAGGGAAGAAGUGUGAAACCUGAUUUAACUGUUGGAUUGUGUGGAGAACAUGGAGGAGAAGCACAAUCCGUGCAAUUUUUACAUACAUGCGGAUUGACCUAUGUGAGUUGUUCACCUUAUCGAAUUCCAAUUGCUCGAAUUGCAGCUGCACAACAAUCCAUUCUUUCAGGCUCUGUUAAAAAGUAA
Naegleria fowleri is the source of this 2796-nucleotide messenger RNA. RefSeq lists its product as uncharacterized. Gene Ontology annotation, biological process: pyruvate metabolic process; phosphorylation. The coding region runs from base 1 to 2796 and encodes 931 amino acids. Gene Ontology annotation, molecular function: kinase activity; pyruvate, phosphate dikinase activity; ATP binding. The record is from RefSeq and is a predicted model, not a curated record. Lineage: Eukaryota; Heterolobosea; Eutetramitea; Acrasida; Naegleriidae. The transcript has 2 exons.